UCUGUGAAUGAUUGUUAGACAAGCCUCACUUCACACUCAUCUUGGCAGUCUAAAGCUUCAUCUACAAAUACCCCAUCAUCCUUAGCACCAUCGCCACCAGGACUCUACCCCCUGAUCAUAAGCCCUGGCACUCACUACACAAAGAGCGGCUUCAUCACCUCGCUGUACAACCUCAAAACUCAGCGCAAUGACCGAGCAAUCUUGCAAGCAAACUAACUCUUCCAAGUCAAAGAGCUCCAGCAGCAAGACGUCCGGCAGGCAGAGCGCCCCCUCGAGCACAGUGCUCGUGGACCGCUCGUGGCAGUAUCGGCCGCUCGGCCGGGGCCAGGCGGCGACGGGCGGAAGCAGCAGCUACUGCGUCGACCGGUGGCUUACGGAGCCGUCGUGGCAGGAGCCGUUCCACACCAUCGCCGAGGUGCCGGCAGCCGGAUUCGAGGCGGGACAGUGUGUCGGACGUCAGGUGUCGGGCGCGUCGGCGACGUGCACCACGUCCCGUACACAAAAGCAGCAGCAGCAGCGCUGAAACCCGGAAAAUGCAGGGAAGGCAUGCAAGGGUGAAGGGUUUUCCCUGGGGGUCGGGCUGGGAGAACUCUUAUUGGUUUUCGGGGAAAGGUUUCUUAUAUGUGGUAUGCCACUCUGCAUUUCCGUUCACUUAACC
Molecule: messenger RNA, 658 nt
Organism: Colletotrichum navitas
Lineage: Eukaryota; Fungi; Ascomycota; Sordariomycetes; Glomerellales; Glomerellaceae
Exons: 3
Coding region: 188-523 (111 amino acids)
Source: RefSeq, a predicted model, not a curated record